AUGGAGGACUUCAACAGUGAGACGGAUAGUGACUACACCAGCUACUGGCGUGACUGGUUUGUUUCCUCUCGCGGCAACGAGUAUUUCUGUGAAAUCGACGAGGACUAUCUGACCGAUCGUUUCAACCUCACUGGUCUGAACACUGAGGUUUCCUACUACCAAUAUGCUCUUGACCUUGUGACCGAUGUUUUUGACCUCGAUGCCGACGAUGACCUCCGCGAGCAAAUUGAAAAGUCCGCCCGCCACCUUUACGGCUUGGUCCAUGCUCGGUACAUUGUUACCACCCGCGGUCUUGCUAAAAUGCUUGAGAAGUAUAAGAAGAGCGACUUCGGCAAGUGCCCUCGUGUGAUGUGCGAGGGUCAUGCUUUGCUGCCUGUGGGCCAGUCCGACAUCCCCAACCAGAGCACCGUCAAAUUGUACUGCCCCAAGUGUGAAGAUAUCUACAACCCCAAAUCCUCCCGCCACGCAUCCAUCGACGGCGCUUACUUCGGUACCUCCUUCCACUCCAUCCUGUUCCAGGUUUACCCCGCCCUCAACCCUGAGAAGAGCGCCCGCCGUUACGAGCCCCGCAUUUAUGGCUUCAGGGUGCACGCCGCAGCCGCGCUUGCGCGUUACCAGGACGGCAACCGCGAAGAUCUGAAGUGGCGUCUUUCCGAGGCCGGCAUCAAUCACAAGUUUAUUGAGGACAGUGACAGCGAUGAGGAUGCUUUCGAAUACGACGAAGAAGUCGAAGCUGUCGAGCCAGCCAAGGCCGAGCGGGUCAUCGGGGACGCCGCAUCUGGUCGUAUGGAUAUUGGAAACUGA
Molecule: messenger RNA, 804 nt
Organism: Penicillium antarcticum
Lineage: Eukaryota; Fungi; Ascomycota; Eurotiomycetes; Eurotiales; Aspergillaceae
Product: casein kinase II subunit beta
Exons: 3
Coding region: 1-804 (267 amino acids)
Cellular component (GO): cytoplasm; protein kinase CK2 complex
Molecular function (GO): protein kinase regulator activity
Source: RefSeq, a predicted model, not a curated record